This is a messenger RNA of Arachis ipaensis, 402 nucleotides long. The record is from RefSeq and is a predicted model, not a curated record. NCBI's taxonomy places the organism in Eukaryota, Viridiplantae, Streptophyta, Magnoliopsida, Fabales, Fabaceae.
AUCUUCAAUCUAUUGAAACCUAACUAAUGCCCAAACCUUUAAACGACAAUGUUCAGUAACCAAUACGACACCAACAUUACAACAUGGGGCUCGCGCGUUAAGAGGCUCUUUCAGGUUGAAUACGCCAUGAAGAUAGUAAAGCAGGAUUCUACUGCAAUUGGCUUCCGAUCCAAAAUGCACGUCAUUUUGACAUGCGUCAACAAGGCCAACCCCAAGCUCUCUUCUCACAAGAAGAAGAUCUUCAAAGUCGAUUACUACAUCGGCGCCGCCAUUGCAGAAUUCUCCGUCAACGACUGCGUUCUGUCUUGGUACAUGCGCAACGAGUGCAUUAACUAUUCAUAUAUCUACGAGUCUUCUCUUUCCGUUGGACGACUGGUCGUUCAACUCGCCAACAAAAUUUAA